Molecule: messenger RNA, 494 nt
Organism: Leptopilina boulardi
Lineage: Eukaryota; Metazoa; Arthropoda; Insecta; Hymenoptera; Figitidae
Exons: 6
Coding region: 69-494 (141 amino acids)
Source: RefSeq, a predicted model, not a curated record
CCGAGUUGGUCAGUCUUGAUUUAUAUUCCAAGUCAAGUGGACGCGCACGUGUAGUGUUAAACUAAAAAAUGGCAUUUGUUUUGAAUGCAUUAUCAAAAAAAAUGUUUUACACAAAAAACCAAGAAGAGGAUAUUGUAGAAGAAGGAGAAAUUUUAGAAGAUGGUGAAAUAUUUGAAGAGAAUAAUAGUAAUAAAUCGAAGAAGAACUUAGAGAAAUUACAUCAUGAACGAGCAAUUGAUGAAAAUAAUCAGACUAAUGGGAAAAAGGAAUUAAUGCCGAUAAACUCACAGCGAUUAGAUCGUGAAAGAAGAAAUGGUGCAGAUAGUCAUAAUUCUGUGGAAAAGGAAUUAAUGCCGAUAGUAAUUGAAUGGACAACUCCACCUAGCGGACGAAAAGGCGGCGCGACAGCAAGUCGUUGCGACAUGAUAACUCAAGGUAAUACACACAGUGUUUCUCAAAUUAACUAUUCUUGUGAGGAAGAUAUACUGCUGUGA